GCCGCUGGCGCUGAUUCGCGGAGUUAGCCUGAGUCUCAGACGCCUUCAAUCGAACUUGCUUGUUCAACUCCAGAGAGUACCAAGUUUGAAGUAAGUACUGUCAUAGUCCCGACUAAAUCCUGACUCUCUUCAUGUUCUGAGAUGGAAAUCGACGCGGAUCACGACUCGGAUAUCCCAGAUUUUGUACGAGCCUGGCAUCCAUCAGUUCGUCGACCUAUCAUUCCCCCAAAUCCGGCGAUCUACCAUGAAGGUGUUCAUCCUCGCGCCAUUUUUGAGCUUUGUGAAACUCCUUCCAGCGAAUAUAUCUAUGUCGUUUCAUAUCCCUGCACCCAUUGUCGCACGUUAAAGCAGUUUUGCUCCCGUUCCUGGCCCAGCUGCGAUCGGUGCGCCAGGACUGGACGGCCUUGUAAUGCUACUCAACCAGGCUAUCAGAAGCUUCCCCCGCCCAAGGGAACCAACCCUAGAAAACAUGCAUCAAUCACUGCACCCCCACCAAUACCCGGAAUGUCCUCGGCGUUGCCCUCCAAAAGGGCAGCAGCUUUGAGAUCCAGUCAAUCCAUAACAACUUCUUCAAAUCCCCAGUCACCCAAGAAUCCGAAACCGACCCAUUCGAGCUCUUCAAAUCCCCCGCCACCCAAGAAACAAAGAUUGACUCAUUCGAGCCCCCAAAGUGCUUCCAAACAAACUUCCGGAUGCAGAGGGAAUAAGAAGAAGGUCGAUGGUAACUCCCCUCAGAACAAACCACUCAAAGAACCAGUCAACCCGGAAGCUAGGAAUGGUGAUUCUUCAGCCUCCACAGCGCCGGUUUGGACUUUUGUGCGGCCUCCAAAGACUGAAUUUGUGAUUGAUAGCUCUGCAGCUGUGCCUGUAGUCGAUACUCCUACUCGGACACCUCGAGUCUGGGCAAAUUCUCGCGCAGACGUGGCUUCAAUAUUCCCUGAACUCACGAAGUCUCUUACGGGUAUCUUAUGGCGGCAGUUUGAAAUGCCCGCAUUGUUCCUAGAGCAUCACCGCCCCCAGUAUUCUUGGAGAGACAAAAAUACUCUGGAAGUUGUUCUGGAGUGGACUUAUCAGUGCGGACCCGAAGUACUUGUACAUAGCGAUUCGCAUGACAAAACGCAUGAUAAGAGGCCCUCCGAUAACAGUCAUGCAGCACGAGUGGAAGAGUGUGGGUCUGUGAAGAAUUCUGCACCCUCCUUCACCCCUAUCAAGCAGGAUCUCCAGUUCAAUUUCUCAUUGUCCAAUCCAUUGCUGGCUGCGGGAUCCGAAGAAGUGUUGCCGUCCAAUACCGCGACUGUGUCGCAGUUGUCCACGUUGGCGCCAGUACCGUUGCUAGAUUCACCAUCGCUGCCGGUAUUGCUUCCAUCUCUGGUUCAACCACCAGAGACGGCGGUGUCUUCCUCGACAACUCCUAAAAUCCAACCCCGAAUGCCUGGACCAAGGCCAUCUGAGAUCGAGGCCUUAGAUCAAUGUCUCAUGAAGAAAGACCCCUUACUUGUCUUCGUAUCUCGAGAAAGCGGGCUCUUACCACAUCAGCUCCCUCCUGAGUACACAUACUGUUGCUUGGGUUUAUUUUUCAUAUCUGACCUGAACGCAGAUAUAGACAACACAGUCAUAGCUAUUUCUAAAACCCAGAAAAGCGGACGCGUACGAUGGCGUCUUACCUUGGAAUGGGCUCCGGGAGGCGAAGAUGCGUUGUCGGAAAACAUCAGUGAGACAUCAUGUCCGUGGUGGAUUGAUCCUGUCGACUAUCUUGUCGAAAAGGGGGCUGGUUCAGUGAAGACACCCUAUCGUCCGAGAGACCUGAGCAUCCAGCAUUUCAGCUUUCUGCCGUUGGACCUCCUGGCGGGCUUCAAACCCAGCGAGUGUUUCCCAAGAGGCUGGUAUUGCAAAGAGUGUGGGAUGCUUAAUGCGCAAAGGUGUUUUCGACACCAGAUCUGCCAGAGUUCCUGGUGCAAGCGUAAAAUGGAGCGGGGAAAAACAACCAACGAUAAUGCCUUAAUUUGCCAUGUUGAUCCGUUACAAGCAGUUCGAGGGUUACAACGUUUGCGCAUAUGGGAUCCUCUCGAUGACGCACCUUCGUCAGUUGGCAAAUUCGAUUGCUCGUGGGACGACAAGAUGCGGACUUUGACGUAUGAAGUCAACAGUGGUGUGAGAGUACAACAUGUCUUCACCGGUAACCAAGAGAUAUUACAGCAGGAUGCAACAAAACUACUCCUCGAUGUCCAGAAAGAUGUUAUUCUUUCUCGCAAUGACCUGCAUAGCCCUUAUUUUACCUGGUCCACGAAACUUGAUCCUGGACAUACAUAUGCCGAGGAUCCAGCAGGAAAUCCCGAAACACCUAGACUUGUAUUCAACAUCCAGGAAGUCUUGCUUCACUAUAUGCAAGCAUAUGGCGAAAUCAAGGACGCCAACAUCAACCAUAUCCUGAUUCAGGCAUGGGUCAAUCCGGGUUCAAAACGGGGCGCCGUUUUCAAUGCCAAGAGCCACGUUGUCACGAUCAUUUGUCUGGGUGCCGAAGUCGUCAUGAAUUUAGUACCCAAACGUGGUUUCACGGAGAUACCCAUCGAAACUGCGGAGAACCGCAUGGAGAUUGAUAGCGAGCGGAUCUUAAGUGCGUCACAGCUGGUAUGUUCAUCGGAACCACUUGCGUCGGCAGCAGUAAUUGUGCCAGAUGGCUACCGCCAACCUGGUGGUGACAAAAACGCCGCGAAUCAACAUGACCCAGCGAGCCUUGCUGUGGGGGAAGCAUCUAAACCGGCAGGUAAUGUGGGGGACGGUAAGACAGCGGCCGGAAAAGGGAAGGGUACUGGUGGGAAGAAGAGCAAACAAGCUCCAUUAGAACUUUCCAUGACCUUAGUUCAUGGCGAUGCUAUCAUUCUGGAGGGAGAUGAUUUUGAGUACCAAAUCAAGCGCAGCGGAACUACGAUUCUUCUCAUUGGGUCUUAUGAGUGAUCGGCACGGAUCGGUCGGUGGUCGUCUUGGAAGUUUCAGAUUAACCAAAUAUUACAUUGCAUUGUCAUUAGACGAUAGACUAUGGCUUGCUUGUUCUCGGGGUCGUGAAUAACAAGGGAGGAAGGGCCUUCGUCGUUCAUCGUAGUUAGAGCGCUAGAGCAGUCCGAAAGCAGCAAUCAAAUCUCCCAAACACUCCAACUGGCUGGCGCCUGCUGAGAGCG
This is a messenger RNA of Suillus clintonianus, 3176 nucleotides long. RefSeq lists its product as uncharacterized. The record is from RefSeq and is a predicted model, not a curated record. Gene Ontology annotation, molecular function: DNA-binding transcription factor activity, RNA polymerase II-specific; zinc ion binding. The transcript has 12 exons. The coding region runs from base 142 to 2955 and encodes 937 amino acids. NCBI's taxonomy places the organism in Eukaryota, Fungi, Basidiomycota, Agaricomycetes, Boletales, Suillaceae. Gene Ontology annotation, biological process: regulation of DNA-templated transcription.